Ilex paraguariensis (yerba mate) is the source of this 1158-nucleotide messenger RNA. The record is from the annotation of a GenBank genome assembly. Lineage: Eukaryota; Viridiplantae; Streptophyta; Magnoliopsida; Aquifoliales; Aquifoliaceae.
AUGCUCCCUCACAUCUUGCUGCUUGAACGAUCUUCGUUGCUGCCUGCUUCAACGGAACCCUCUGUCGAUCUCUCUGUUGCUGUGAAGGCAGUGGCAACAAGUCUGAGCUUGAAGGAGGAAAAAAUUGCUGCUUACUUGAAUAAAUAUUAUUUUCUGGGGGCUAAUAAUACUAGCUAUGCACGAGAAUAUGGUUUUGGACUUGGGCGUUUGAUGUCAAGAUCUGAGUUUAGUAAGGUGUCGUUGGAUAGGUGUAAUGGGUUUUUGCCUUUGAGAACUCGGAGUUUGGAGAGGUCUUCUCCUUUUCUUAGUUUUCAUCGGCAAUAUGUUCCUACUCCUAUUUCCAGAGAACAAAAGUCGACGAAGAUGCUUGUAUACUUGACAGGGUUGGUAUUUGCAAUGGUCGGAUGUAGUUAUGCUGCAGUUCCUCUGUAUAGGAGAUUCUGCCAAGCUACUGGUUAUGGGGGCACCGUUCAGCGCAAGGAGGUGAGAUCUCGGUUUAUGAUAAGGAAGAUGUUUAUAUUUUUGGACUAUUGGGUAAUGACACAGGUCUUACUGUUUAUCCAGAGUGUGGAAGAAAAAAUUGUGCGGCAUGCUCAAGAUGGAACCAUUACGACCAGGGAGAUUGUGGUGCAGUUCAAUGCUGAUGUGGCGGAUGGAAUGCCUUGGAAGUUUGUUCCUACACAACGAGAGGUAAGGGUUAAGCCAGGAGAGAGUGCCCUUGCAUUUUACACUGCUGAAAAUCGAAGUUCAACACCCAUAACUGGUGUAUCUACAUAUAAUGUUACACCCAUGAAGGGCAAUGAAAGACCACUUCAAUCUAGGAAACAACCAUGCUUGGUACUACACGAUAGCAUCGAGAGUGGUGAUCUAACGCCCCACAUCCACAUGGUUCGGGGAGACCAAGGUCAAAAGCAUGACUAUGGGGAGCAACAAACUUCCGCCUUGAUUCCGUUGAGCCUCCUUAUUUGGCUCUUAGCUGCAGUUUACUUCAACAAAAUACAAUGCUUUUGCUUUGAGGAGCAGCGACUUCUACCUGGGGAGCAAAUUGACAUGCCUGUGUUCUUUUAUAUAGACCCCGAGUUCGAAACAGAUCCUAAAAUGGAUGGUAUCAGCAACUUGAUCUUAUCCUAUACAUUUUUCAAGAUUUCUGAAGAGUAA